Messenger RNA from Erpetoichthys calabaricus (reedfish), 621 nucleotides. Its product is annotated as C-type lectin domain family 4 member E-like. NCBI's taxonomy places the organism in Eukaryota, Metazoa, Chordata, Cladistia, Polypteriformes, Polypteridae. The record is from RefSeq and is a predicted model, not a curated record. The transcript has 3 exons. The coding region runs from base 88 to 429 and encodes 113 amino acids.
GGGAAGGCUUGCCCUGUAUGUAAAGUGGGCUGGGUCCCCUUCAAUUCCAAGUGUUACUUCUUCUCCACUGAUAAACGGACCUGGAAGAUGAGCCGUGGCAAGUGUGUGAAAAUGGGUGGGCACCUGGUGAUUAUAGAAAGUGCAGAGGAGCAGGCAUUUUUAAAAAAUGAAAUUAAUAUCAAAGAAGGUAAUGACAAAAGCUAUUGGAUUGGCCUGACUGAUCAAGUGGAAGAAGGUCAGUUUCUCUGGGUGGACAACAGACCUCUAGAUCCAAAAAACAGAUUCUGGGACAACGGCCAGCCUGACAAAGAAUCUGAAGACUGUGUGCAGCUAGGAGUAGACGACAAAUGGGACAACUGGCAUGACUUCUCCUGUGAGGUGGAAAGAAAAAGAAUUUGUGAGAAAACUGCUGAGCUACUUCUCAUUUAAAUAGUGCUAGGCAUGACAUAGGAUGAAGUUGCCAUUGUCAAGCAUCUUCAUCUCUACAGAAUGUUUUAGUCCCUUGUUGCACCUUUUCUCUUCCUGUCAUUGAUGUGUUGCUUUUUCCCAUAAAGUGAUAUGAUGUUUUCUUGAUCAUAUUUGAAAUAAUAAAGCUUAAGAGUAGGUUGCAUAACUAGUAAA